Molecule: messenger RNA, 2056 nt
Organism: Pelobates fuscus (common spadefoot toad)
Lineage: Eukaryota; Metazoa; Chordata; Amphibia; Anura; Pelobatidae
Gene: HOXA1
Product: homeobox A1
Exons: 2
Coding region: 150-1145 (331 amino acids)
Biological process (GO): regulation of transcription by RNA polymerase II
Cellular component (GO): nucleus
Molecular function (GO): DNA-binding transcription factor activity, RNA polymerase II-specific; RNA polymerase II cis-regulatory region sequence-specific DNA binding
Source: RefSeq, a predicted model, not a curated record
CUGAGCGGAGCACGUGACCCCACACCUACCCACCUUCACUGUACAUUCAUAUCAUUUCCCUGCUGGACCUAUGGAGGAAGUGAGAAAGUUGGCACGGGCGGGCUCUGCACACACACACAGACAUACAGAGAGAGACACCUGAGUGACAGAUGGACCAUGCGAGGAUGAGCUCCUUCUUGGACUAUCCAGGCUUAGUAAAUGGAGGAGACCAUGGAAGCUGCUCCUCCAGAGCCUUCCACCCUGACCAUGCUGGGAUUACAACUUUCCAGUCCUGCGCAGUCUCUGCCAAUAACUGUACCAGCGAGGACCGGUUCAUGGUGGCCAGAGGGGUCCAGAUAAGUUCCCACCAUAACCACCACCCACACCAAAGCGGUGCCUUCCAACACCCAAGCAACCUGGGCAUGACCUACUCCCACCCCAGCUGCUCUGUGGGCUAUGGGAUCCAGAAUUUCAACACUACCUACUCUCACUUCCCCAUCAGUCAGGACUCAGAGGUCAGUGCAGGGUACCCCCAGUGCACUGCUGCGGUGUACACUGGGAAUCUCGCCUCCUCAGUGGUCCAGCACCAUCAGCACCACACUUAUGUGGAAGGUACUGGAGGGACAGCUCACUACAUCCAUCACUCCUAUGGACCAGAUCAGCAGAACCUGUCCAUUGCAGGGUACAGCAGCAAUGCCUCCAGCAUACACCUCAACCACCAAGAAGUGUGUCGCUCCCCUUCCUCAGAGUCAUCUCCACCUGCCCAGACAUUUGACUGGAUGAAAGUGAAGAGAAACCCCCCUAAAACAGGUAAAGUGGGAGAGUAUGGCUAUGCAGGGCAGCCCAACACAGUGAGGACCAAUUUCACCACUAAGCAACUCACUGAGUUGGAGAAGGAGUUUCACUUUAACAAGUACUUGACAAGGGCCAGGAGGGUGGAAAUAGCAGCUGCCCUGCAACUCAACGAGACCCAGGUGAAAAUCUGGUUUCAGAACAGAAGGAUGAAGCAGAAAAAGAGGGAGAAAGAAGGUCUCUUGCCAAUAUCCCCAUCAGCCAGCACAGGAAGUGAUGAAAAAUCAGAGGAGCUUUCAGAGAAAUCCAGUCCUUCUCCCUGUGUCCCAUCACCUGCCUCUUCUACCUCUGAUCACCUCAAUUCCUCCAAUUAAGUUGCUAUUGCUCAUUAUGAAGUGUUAGUUACAUACUCUAUGAGAUGAUAGCAGCAUGUGACAAUGUUCUGUUUUAAACUGUGUUUUGAGCUGAGCAACCAAAACAGAGACAACAAACUAUUUAUCAGUAUUGGCACAUAAGCUCCUUUGAGUUCCAUAAAAUUGAAGGAUUUACUGGUGAUGUAGCAGACAAAGUGUUAAAGGAAAUGAAAUAUUCUUAUUAUAAACAGCUUUCUCAUGGACAUAUUUAAAGGGAAAUAUUAUCUCUAAUGGGAUGUGUUGUUUGGUCAAGGCAGGGUACAACACGCUGUAAAAGCGAUGCACUAUUGAUUAACGUUUACAAAAGUUGAAAGACUUAAUGAUUAAUUUAAUGUUUUGUUAUUAUGUGUCUUUAUGUUGUGUAAAUAAUUGUUGGACAGAAUUUAUCUGUGAAGCAUUUUUGUAGAUACUAUGUAUAAUUAUAAGGUGGUGGUGGUAUUAUCAAAGGUAACUUCAACAUGUUAUAUAGCACAAUCAAAUCUAAUGUUUGAUAUAUCAGUAAACCUCCACAGUGCUAGCAGGGUAUACAAUAAGUUGUUACAGUGUAUCAAAAGUAAAAAUGUUAUUUAUUUUUGUAUCAGAUAAAAAUGGGGCAAUCUUUUUACCCUAGAAAUAUAACAGAAGUGUCCAUAAACUAUUGACAGGGUAUCCAUAGCUGUUCAAUCAUCAUUUCCAUAACAAAUUCUUCCUAAGGGAUCUUAUUCAGCAAACGUUGAACUGGGGACCGAAGUCCACAAUUUAGAACAAAAUAGAUUAAAAUGAAAAAAAAACAACAACUCAGUUUUGAGAGAGACGUUUUUGACAUUAUCUACUUUGAUUUAUAGUUGUAAGUCGGUUGUCAACUCAGUAUAUAGCUCACUAUUUAGUGAAUA